AUGAAGUCCUUCGCUCUGCUUACAGCCUCUGCGCUGCUGAGCACUGCCUCUGCUGAGGUUUACAAGCUCAAGAUCGGAAAGGUUCCUCUGGACGAUCAGUUCUCAACUCACAACAUCGAAGAGCAUGUCAAGGGCCUUGGCCAGAAGUACAUGGGCUACCGCCCUAACGCCAACCAGGGUUUCCAAGACACCUCUUUCAAGCCCAGCAGCGGUCACGACGUCCUGGUCGACAACUUCCUGAACGCCCAGUAUUUCUCCGAGAUCUCCAUCGGUACCCCGCCCCAGACCUUCAAGGUCGUUCUAGACACGGGUAGCUCCAACUUGUGGGUCCCGUCAUCGCAGUGCACCUCUAUUGCCUGCUUCCUUCACACCAAGUAUGACUCGUCUGCCUCGAGCACCUACAAGGAGAACGGCACCGAGUUCUCCAUCCAGUAUGGAUCCGGCAGCCUGAGCGGUUUCGUGUCUCAGGACACCCUGAAGAUCGGCGAUCUGAAGGUCGCUAAGCAGGACUUUGCCGAGGCCACCAGCGAACCCGGCCUGGCCUUUGCCUUCGGUCGUUUCGAUGGUAUCCUGGGUCUGGGAUACGACACCAUCUCCGUCAACAAGAUGGUCCCUCCUUUCUACAACAUGAUCAACCAGAAGCUUCUGGACGAGCCCAAGUUUGCUUUCUACCUUGGCGACGCUAACAAGGAUGGCGAUAACUCCGAGGCCACCUUCGGUGGUGUGGACAAGAGCCACUACACUGGUGAGCUGAUCAACAUCCCUCUUCGCCGAAAGGCUUACUGGGAGGUUGAAUUCAACGCCAUUGCCCUCGGCGAUAACGUUGCCGAGCUGGAGGACACCGGUGUCAUCCUUGACACUGGUACCUCGCUCAUUGCUCUGCCCUCUACCAUGGCCGAGCUUCUGAACAAGGAGAUCGGUGCCGAGAAGGGCCUCACUGGACAGUACACUGUUGACUGUGCCAAGCGUGACUCGCUUCCCGACCUCACCUUCACCCUCAGCGGCCACAACUUCACCAUCACCUCUUAUGACUACAUCCUGGAGGUCCAGGGCUCCUGCAUCAGCAGCUUUAUGGGAAUGGACUUCCCCGAGCCCGUCGGCCCUCUGGCCAUUCUGGGUGACUCGUUCCUGCGCAAGUGGUACAGUGUCUAUGACCUGGGCAACAACGCUGUUGGUCUGGCCAAGGCCAAAUAA
Messenger RNA from Penicillium cinerascens, 1194 nucleotides. RefSeq lists its product as uncharacterized. Gene Ontology annotation, biological process: proteolysis. Bases 1 to 1194 code for a protein of 397 amino acids. The transcript is spliced from 4 exons. NCBI's taxonomy places the organism in Eukaryota, Fungi, Ascomycota, Eurotiomycetes, Eurotiales, Aspergillaceae. Gene Ontology annotation, cellular component: fungal-type vacuole. The record is from RefSeq and is a predicted model, not a curated record. Gene Ontology annotation, molecular function: aspartic-type endopeptidase activity.